AUGCUUUCGCGGUUAGUAAGGCUACAGGCUCAAGCCAUUGGCCAGCAGUAUGCCUUCCUUUCAACGAGCAGAAUUGCACUUACCGAUAAGACGGUGAAGAUGUGGAUAGAUGGUCGCCCUGUCGAGUCCAAAACCAAUGACUGGAUUGAUCUAACCAAUCCUGUAAGUUCGACGUAUUGA
Molecule: messenger RNA, 180 nt
Organism: Haemonchus placei
Lineage: Eukaryota; Metazoa; Nematoda; Chromadorea; Rhabditida; Trichostrongylidae
Source: the annotation of a GenBank genome assembly